Brassica rapa (field mustard) is the source of this 1455-nucleotide messenger RNA. RefSeq lists its product as uncharacterized. The record is from RefSeq and is a predicted model, not a curated record. Gene Ontology annotation, biological process: protein ubiquitination. Lineage: Eukaryota; Viridiplantae; Streptophyta; Magnoliopsida; Brassicales; Brassicaceae. Gene Ontology annotation, cellular component: membrane. Gene Ontology annotation, molecular function: ubiquitin-protein transferase activity; zinc ion binding.
AAACCGUCAACUUACCAUAGUCUUGUUUGAGUAUUGUAUACGUAUACAUACAUCUCUGUAUACACGCGCUUCUAGAUUUUUAUUUACUUAUUAUAUCUGAAUCCUUCAGACAGAGAACAUCAUCAAAACAAAGAAAACACAUUUUGUCCGAGUUUCGUUUGAGAGAGCUGCGCCUUUAAGAAAUCGAAAGAGAGAGCUUCUUCUUCUUCAUUUCCCUUGGUUCUACGAUUCGAAAUUAUCUCAAUCAGGUCAACGUUGUUUUUUUGUGGCAUUGAGAGAUGUCAGAUCAUCUGAGUUCAUGUACGGACCGUCUCGUAACAUCUGAUCACCUUAAUUCGGACAGAGGAUCCAAUGAAUCUUCUGGAGAAAGCUCUGGCACCACAAGCCUUUCUUCUUCUACGACUACUAAAGCUAUUGAUGAUAAAACUGUGCAAGUAGAAGAACGUGAUGAUGUCGCUGAUGAAGAAGAGGAACCGCUCAUCCAGUCAGUUGAAUGUCGUAUAUGCCAAGAUGAGGAUUCUGUUAAGAACCUCGAGUGUCCAUGCUCUUGUAGCGGCAGCUUGAAGUAUGCUCAUCGGAAGUGUGUUCAGCGUUGGUGUAAUGAGAAAGGCGACACUACCUGUGAAAUAUGCCACAAGUCUUAUCAACCUGGCUACACUGCUCCACCACCUCCUCCUGCUGAUGAUACCGUUAUCGAUAUCGGUGAAGAUUGGGCCAAUGGUGUUCCCCUAGACUUUAACGACCCGCGCAUUUUUGCGAUGGCGGCUGCAGAACGUCGUUUCUUUGAUCCGGACUAUGACGAGUAUGCUGAUUCUAACUCUAGCGGAGCUGCCUUUCUUCGCUCCGCUGCUCUCAUCUUAAUGGCGCUUUUAUUGCUACGACACGCCAUGAACCUUUCAAACAACAACUCAGACGACGAAGAAGAUGACCCAUCAGCUUUCUUCUUUCUUUUCAUGCUUCGUGCUGCCGCUUUUCUCCUCCCAUGUUACAUCAUGGCUUGGGCCAUCAGUAUAUUACAGCGCCGAAGACAAAGACAGGAAGCAGCCGCCCUGGCCGCUGCAGAAGUUGCGUUUAUGCUGCACAGCGGGGCUGGCGGAGUCCAACGCAGGGGAGGCUUGCACUUUGCUGUAGCUCCUGAGCUGAUAUCGAAUCCACAACACCAAUCUGAGGCUGCACCACAAUGAUUAUAUCCCUAAGCACCGGUCAAAGAAACCAAAAUCAUCCACGACCUUGGUCUCUCUCUAUUUCGCUUUCUGUAGUAGCUGCUUGUUGUUUAUGGGUAUUCUUAUGAGCUAAACACGAAACUGAGAUUAAAACAAAAUGCGGGAACUUUCUCUGUCUAUGUUUCUUACAGACGAGAAAAUAAAGCUUGUUUAUAAUGCUUAUGUAUUUACGUAUACUUUAAAAAAUUUACCAACGAUCUUAAUAUUUUUCAACAUAUAUACUAUUUAUACA